Molecule: messenger RNA, 1573 nt
Organism: Phoenix dactylifera (date palm)
Lineage: Eukaryota; Viridiplantae; Streptophyta; Magnoliopsida; Arecales; Arecaceae
Source: RefSeq, a predicted model, not a curated record
GGGAGCCAAGAUGAGCGCUUCUUCUAGGGUGUCCAUCCCAAAUAGCGUCCGGAGGACGAUUCAGAACAUCAAGGAGAUCGCCGGGAGCCACAGCGACGAGGAGAUAUAUGCAAUGCUCAAGGAGUGUUCGAUGGAUCCCAAUGAGACCGCACAUAAGCUCCUCCUCCAAGAUCCAUUUCAUGAGGUCAAGAGGAAGCGCAGCAGGAAAAAGGAGAACAGGGAGCCUUCUGAUUCUAGGUGGAGGCCAGGGUUGCAAGGGCAAGGGGGUAGGGGUGGUAGGGGAAAUUAUUCUCACUAUAUUGCUCAUGAUGUUGGAGGUGGAAAUAAUGUUGGUGUUGGAAAGGAAAAUGGUGUCAUUCAAGGCACAGAUAAGAGCAUCACAUCUUCAUCUUCACCUACCACUCAUGACACAGAAAAUAAGUCUGCUACCACUAUAUCAAGCUCUGUAGCUGGCCUGGAUGAUGGUUCCACCAGGAUGGAACACCUGAUUUUGGGACAGGGAGCUACAUGCCAAAAUUCUGGUGUCAGUGUUAACACCUCAGUAGAGGAACGUUCUACCACUGAAAUAAAUAAGAUGGUGACACUGCCACCUGGCGACAUAAAAAGUGUUUCUGCAUUUGGCCAGUCUAUACCUAAUUCUGAUCAGUUUUUAUCAUCUAGAACAACAUCAACUGUAUCAAGAGUAUAUGCAUCAGCCUCAGGCCCUGUGCUGGUGCCAUCUCAUGAUGCACGCAUUCCAGGUGUUAUUGGUGCCAUCGGAUGUGAAGUUGGGAGUCAACCAACACCUGGGGAGACAAACAUCAACAGAGAUGCAUCUCGUGAUGUUGCUAGUUCUGAGUUGUCAUCUAUAAAUGGAAAGAAUUCUUCAGAAUUGGGCAAUUCUCACGAACAAGGAAGGACGCAAAGCAAAUCUAAUGGACCUGACGUGAUCCAAAUUUCAUCACAAGAUGGAUCUUCCUCUUCUACCACUGUCUCUGUGAGCAGUAGGCCAUCUUCUAAUUACAGCAGCAGAUCACAGCCACUAAGUGGUCCUCAGAAAGUUGGUCCUGCUAAGGAGUGGAAACCGAAACCAACAAGCGUGAAUUCUGCUCAGGCCUCUGGUGUAUGGAGCACUUCUGAAGUUCAACCCAUCUCUGCAGGAACCAUUGCUCCUUCAUCAAGUUCUAUCUCUUGCAAGAACACUAUUUCGAAGCUGCAGAACAAGCUAGACGAGCUGCAGAACAAGCUAGACGAGCUGCAGUUUUCAGAAACACAUGUUAUCAUUCCAAAUCAUCUUCAGGUUCCAGAAUCUCAAAUCACUGGUCUGAGCUUUGGAAGUUUUGAUGCUAAUUUUGGGCUGACCAUGAGGUUUGCAAAUGAUCCUGAUAGUGACAAGAACUUGAUGCUGUUGCCUGAGUCAUCUCAGGGGGUUACAGAAAAUGUUGAAGAGCCUUCUCCAAUCUUUCACAAUGUGUCUACUACUCAAGAAGCAGAUUAUCCAGAUCAUCCCGCAGCCACCAGCACAGAUUGCAGAAAAUACAUCAACCAAGGAGCCAGAAAUUUCCUCCAACAUCCUUGCAGCACCAGAAAAUGA